UUCAGAUUCAACCGCGACAACCAUGUCCGACCUUAAGGCUACGGUCUCCGAGACCCCGAACGGCUUCCACGUCGAGGGCUACGAGAAGAUCGAGUACGACUUCACCUUCCUCGAUGGCGUCUUCGACCUAGCGAACACCCAGCUGGCCGGCCUCUACGAGCGCUGGGGUCGCUGCCUGGCCAUCAUGGACAAGAACAUCUAUGAUCUGUACGGGGAGCAGAUGCAAAAGUACUUUGCCCAUCAUGGGCUGGAGUUGAAGAUCCACCAGACAAUGAUCGGCGAGAAGGCCAAGUCGCUGGAGACGUUCACCGAAAUUGUCGACUCGAUGACCGAGUUCGGGAUCAUCCGAAAGGAGCCCGUCUUGGUUGUGGGCGGAGGACUGGUUACCGAUGUGGCCGGAUUCGCCUGCGCCGCCUACCGCCGCAACACCAACUACAUCCGUAUCCCCACGACGGUGAUCGGCCUGAUCGACGCCAGCGUCAGCAUCAAGGUGGCCGUCAACUACGGCAACUACAAGAACCGGCUGGGCGCCUACCACGCCCCGAUGCACACCUUCCUGGACUUUGGGUUCCUACGCACCCUGCCCGAGGCGCAGGUGCGCAACGGGUUCGCGGAGCUGAUUAAGAUUUCGAGCUGCGCGCACCUGCGCACGUUCGACCUGCUGGACGAGUUCUGCGAGCGGCUGAUCGCCACUAAGUUCGGGCGCUCCAAUGAGACGCCUGAGGUACGCAAGGCCGCCGACGAGAUCAACCGCAACGGCAUCUUUGAGAUGCUCAAGCUCGAGUCACCGAACCUCCACGAGAUCGGGCUGGACCGGGUGAUUGCCUACGGCCAUACCUGGUCGCCGUUGCAUGAGCUGGCACCCCCCGUGCCCCUCCGUCAUGGCCACGCCAUCUCCAUUGACAUGGCGUACUCGGCCACGCUGGCCAACAUCCGCGGCCUGCUCAGCGACGCAGAGCACCGACGGCUCCUCAACCUGUUCUCGCGGGCGGGACUCUCAAUGGACCAUGAGCUCUUCAACGAGGAGAUCCUGGACAAGGCAACGCAGGCGAUCCUCAAAACCCGCGAUGGGCUGCUGCGCGCCGCCGUGCCCAGCCCGCUGGGUAGCUGCAAGUUCCUGAACGAUGUCACCAACGAGGAGAUGUUCGCCGCGCUGCGCCGCCACAAGGAGCUGAUGAAGGAGUACCCGCGACAGGGUGCGGGACUCGAGGCUUACGUUGACGCCAGUGACACGGGUUACACGAUCAACAACAAGCCCGUGGACCCGCAGAUGCACGCGCAGAAGAUGAGCAAUGGUGGCGAGAAGUUCACGACCGGAGCGGCUCUUGCGGAGGAGAAGCAGCCCACCGCGAUCGUUGAGGAGAAGAAGAAUGUGUUCAGUGAUGGUGUGCUCAAUGGGUUCCGCGAGAUUGCGGCCAAUGGAUAUCCUAAUGGGUUGCGCAAUUAGACUAGAGAUAGAAGGAGUUUUCGG
Messenger RNA from Aspergillus saccharolyticus JOP 1030-1, 1471 nucleotides. RefSeq names its product sedoheptulose 7-phosphate cyclase. Lineage: Eukaryota; Fungi; Ascomycota; Eurotiomycetes; Eurotiales; Aspergillaceae. The record is from RefSeq and is a predicted model, not a curated record. Gene Ontology annotation, biological process: antibiotic biosynthetic process. The transcript has 4 exons. The coding region runs from base 23 to 1447 and encodes 474 amino acids. Gene Ontology annotation, molecular function: 3-dehydroquinate synthase activity.